AUGAGAAACAGGUUCCUUAGAAAGUUGAAACUCAUCCCAACCGUAACCAACAUGAAACAACAAGGUCUAGUUCUUCAGCUCAACACAACCCCAGAUGUGUUUUGCAUCCACAAGCUUCCAACUCCACCAAUCUAUGAUGUUCAUCACAACCUGGCACAGCUAGAGAUUGAGAAUGAUCACAAGCAUGUUGAGGAGGAGGAAGAAGAAGAAGCCAAAGUAGGGUGCAAAGAGACAGAACUUGCAGAAGAGAAGUUGUUAGUGGCUCAUAAUAAUUUGUCACAAACCAAUAAGAUGAUGGCAUGCAAAAAUGAAUACCCGUCACUCGCUGAUUUUAAAGAGAUGUGUCCACCAGGGGGGAGCCACUCAAUCAUUCUCUACACAACAAGCUUGAGAGGAAUAAGAAAAACGUUUCAGGAUUGUAACACAAUCCGUUUCUUGUUGAGGAGCUUUAAAAUAGUGUACCAUGAAAGGGACGUGUCUCUGCACAUGGAAUAUAGAGAGGAGCUAUGGAAGAUCCUGGGAGGCAAAGUGAUUCCUCCGAGGCUUUUCAUUAAGGGGAGGUACAUUGGAGGAGCUGAUGAAGUGGUUGGGUUGCAUGAGAUGGGUUGGCUUGGGAAGUUUCUAGAAGGGACACCGACACAUUCUUCUGAUUGCCCUUGCAUUGGCUGUGCUAACAUGCGCUUCGCUAUAUGUUCCAACUGUUGUGGAAGUUGCAAAGUCUUUGCCGGCAAUGGGGAUAACAACGAUGAAUUGUUCGUUAGAUGUUCCGAGUGCAACGAGAACGGCCUUGUCAAAUGCCCCCUUUGCUGCUAG
Messenger RNA from Abrus precatorius (Indian licorice), 813 nucleotides. RefSeq lists its product as uncharacterized. The coding region runs from base 1 to 813 and encodes 270 amino acids. The transcript has a single exon. Lineage: Eukaryota; Viridiplantae; Streptophyta; Magnoliopsida; Fabales; Fabaceae. The record is from RefSeq and is a predicted model, not a curated record.